AUAAGACAAAUCACACCGAGAUAAACCUGUGUCGACGACAGCCACAUGAGGAUCGAAUUUGGCGAAAGUCCACAAGGCAGGCAGCAGAGCCUGAGUGAAGUGAAGUGAGUAGGGCAACCUGAAGGUAGUUUCUUGAGCUGUGCUGUGCUGUACUGAGCCGUGGGUCUCGUGGCACUUUUGUCCAUCACCAUGUCAGCUCCUCACGCUGUCAGGAUGAGAGUCUUCUCCCUCAAUUGCUGGGGGAUCCGUCACCUGAGUCGGCACUGUGCCCAGCGCUACCAGAUGCUGGCCGAGAUGCUGGACAGGGAACAGCAUGACAUUGCACUGCUGCAGGAGGUGUGGAGUGAGAGUGACUACCUCUUCCUGAAGCAGGCCCUGACUACCUCUUAUCCCUUCUCAUACUACUUCAGAAGUGGUGUUAUCGGCAGUGGACUGGCAGUGCUCUCCAAACACCGUAUUGAAGAUGCCCUUCUCUACCAGUACUCCCUCAAUGGAUACCCAUACAUGAUUCACCAUGGUGACUGGUUUGGAGGUAAAGCUGUGGGGCUUGUCGUCAUGGACGUCUGUGGGAUGAAAGCUCAUGUCUAUGUUACACAUCUGCAUGCAGAGUACUCCAGGGCCAAAGAUGACUACCUUCCCCACAGAACUGUACAGUCUUGGGAGCUACUCAACUUCAUUCGUCACACGUCUGCAGAUGCAGACCUGGUGGUGUUGGGUGGGGAUCUGAACAUGCACCCGCAGGACCUGGGCACCCGCCUCCUCAGGGCCCACACUGGACUCAGGGACUGCUACGUGGAGACGGACACCUUCGACGGAUGUGAAGAUGGCAUUACACUCAUCGAUGAUAAUCCCUUCACAAAAAAGAAAGACCUGCUUCCCUUUGAGAAAGGAAUCAGGAUCGACUACAUUCUAAUGAAGGGCUCGGACCGUGUGUGUGUGAGAUGUGAGUCCAUGUCCACCACUAAGGGCUGUGUGCCUGAUAAGCCGUUCCCCUACUCCGACCACGAAUCCCUCACCAUCCAGCUCCUGCUCCAGCGUACUGGCUGCAUGGACGGAGUCAGGCACACGCAGAGAUACUCCACAUCAGACACAGACACUCCGGCCGGUGAGCGCGUGGAGGUGGUGAAGGAGGCCCGGGGCAUCGUGCAGGACGGCCUGCACCAGACGGAGAGGGGCCGCCUCCUGGCCAUGUGCAUGCUGGGCCUGGGCCUGGCUCUCCUCUUGCUGCCGGCCGGUGCCCUGCCCUGGUUCUACCCGCAUGGCCACUGCCCACUCUCCUACGCCCUGCUGGGCCUCAUGGGGGCGCUGGGCAUUGCCCUGGUGGUGUGCGGAGCUCUGCUCUAUGUGCUCUUCACCACGCAGCUCAAGGCCCUGAGUGGCGCGGAGGACGGCAUGAAGAUGAUGAUGGGGAGCCUGCGGGGAGGCAGUGGGGCAUGCUGGGAAGAGGAGGGGGGAGACGGCGAGGCGACUGGUGCCGGGGCGGCCGAGGCGGAGAGGACAAUGCCUGCGUCAUCCUCAUCCGUGUCGGUCUCUCGCUCGUCUCCACACGGGGGCGCCAGAUUCCGGCUGACGACUCCGCUGGACUGCGAGGAGUAAAAGACAGAUGGACGGAUGAGGCUUGAUUAAAUAAUAAUAAAACAACAAAAAGGAUUUUAAGUGUGCGGACUUCUCAUUCUGAAAACUACUGUCAGCCUUUGUCAUGCACCUUUUCCUGGGAUGUGCACAAUCUUCACCUUCAUCUGUUCCUGGCUCCUCAUCGUCUGUCUGUCUGUCUGUCUGUCCUUCAGCCCGUUGGUGCACAGUGGACAGUGUAGAGGUUUUAGGCCUGGGGACUGACAUGCCUAGUGGAAAGUGUAGAAGUCCGCACACUGUAGCUCCGCUUUGAAGAUUUAUUUAGGUCAUGCCUGAUGAAGACCGUGUUGGGUUGAAAUGUUGUAUGACCUGAAUAAAAGACCCUGUUGGGUCAAAACGUUGUAUGACCUGAGUAAAAGACCCCGUUGUGCCAAAACGUUGUAUGACCUGAAUAAAUCUUCAAAGCGGAGCUAUGGUGUGUGGACUUCUACUCUUUCCACAGUCAAAUACGCCUUUGUCCUGCACCUGGCCUCAGAGAGGUGGGAUGUGCAUACUCUUACUCUUAUAAAGACUGACAUGCCUAGACCAAUGAUUGUGUAUAAUUGAAAUACAGUAGAGUCUCGAGGCUAGACCAUCCCACUGAGGCUGAUGGAUAUGAAAAGACAGACUGACUGACGGCGUCACCGACCUGAAACACUGAAAUCUCCAUGGAUUACACAGUAUGUCCUCGAUCCAUCCUCGCCAGUCCACACGACUCGACAUGACUCUCCUUCACUCCACAGAGACCUGCAAUGAAUUGAAAGACUGUGCCUACAGUAACACUUCUAACUCUUACAAAGUGCGAAACCAAGCAAGUGUUCAUUUCCUUAGAUAGACGGUAGUGUUGAUGAUGAUGAUGAUGAUGAUGAUGAUGAUAAUGAUGAACUAAUAACAUUUACAAUGCAACUUUAAUGAAAGUGUGUCUUA
Molecule: messenger RNA, 2538 nt
Organism: Engraulis encrasicolus (European anchovy)
Lineage: Eukaryota; Metazoa; Chordata; Actinopteri; Clupeiformes; Engraulidae
Gene: smpd2a
Product: sphingomyelin phosphodiesterase 2a
Exons: 11
Coding region: 190-1596 (468 amino acids)
Molecular function (GO): sphingomyelin phosphodiesterase activity
Source: RefSeq, a predicted model, not a curated record